CCAGGUGUAAGCCGAUCCCCCAAGGGCUGCGAGCAGCAACGGGUGAAGGCGACGGUUUCGGUCCGUGGGUUCUUCUCCGCCAUCGCCCGGAGCGCGGCAGCGAACCAGCCACCAUGUCGAUGGGGUUGGAGAUAGGCGGGGUGGCCUUGUCAGUGCUGGGUUGGUUGUGCAGCAUCAUCUGUUGCGCAUUGCCCAUGUGGAGGGUGACGGCCUUCAUCGGCAACAACAUCGUGACGGCCCAGAUCAUCUGGGAAGGACUGUGGAUGAACUGCGUGGUGCAGAGCACGGGGCAGAUGCAGUGCAAGGUCUACGACUCCAUGCUGGCCCUGCCGCAGGACCUGCAAGCCGCCCGUGCCCUCCUGGUGGUGGCCAUCGUCUUGGCCGUCCUGGGUUUACUGGUGGCCAUCGUGGGCGCCCAGUGCACCCGCUGCGUGGAGGAUGAGAGCACCAAAGCCAAGAUCACCAUCGUCUCUGGCGUCAUCUUCCUCCUCUCCGGCGUCAUGACCCUCAUCCCCGUCUCCUGGUCGGCCAACACAAUCAUCCGGGAUUUCUACAACCCGCUGGUGAUUGACGCGCAGAAGCGGGAGCUGGGCACCUCGCUCUACGUGGGCUGGGCGGCCUCCGCGCUCCUGCUGCUGGGGGGGGCCCUGCUCUGCUGCUCCUGCCCCCCCAAAGAUGACAGGUACCCCACCGGCAAGGUGGCCUACUCUGCCCCGCGCUCCGCUGUCACCAGCUACGACAAGAGGAACUAUGUCUGAGCCCCCCCGGCACCCCCCGGCAUCCCACCCCCCCACCCCCCCCACCCUGGGAUCCUCAUCGCCCUCUAUGGGGACCGGGGACAGUGGCAUCCGGGCGGGGGGGGGCGCGAAGGAGGGGACGGGGACAGCUGCGGGGUCAGGGCCGGGCUGUGUAAAUAGAGACGGUUUCGGUUAAACAAGAGGUGGUUUCGGGGCGGCGGGGGAAGCGGCGCCCGGCGUGCCCCUGCCCGCGCCGAUGGGGCAGGAUGGGGACGGGGAUGGGGACGGUGCCUCCCCCUCAGUGUCGUCCCCCCCCCACCACCACCAUAGCCAGCGGCCGGGCACCCGCCCGUCCCUGUUACGCGUGGUCUGUACCGGUUACAUUUGUCAAUAAACGUGUCCUG
Molecule: messenger RNA, 1141 nt
Organism: Harpia harpyja (harpy eagle)
Lineage: Eukaryota; Metazoa; Chordata; Aves; Accipitriformes; Accipitridae
Product: claudin-3-like
Exons: 1
Coding region: 114-758 (214 amino acids)
Biological process (GO): bicellular tight junction assembly; cell adhesion
Cellular component (GO): bicellular tight junction; plasma membrane
Molecular function (GO): structural molecule activity
Source: RefSeq, a predicted model, not a curated record